Molecule: messenger RNA, 1022 nt
Organism: Varanus komodoensis (Komodo dragon)
Lineage: Eukaryota; Metazoa; Chordata; Lepidosauria; Squamata; Varanidae
Gene: VAMP5
Product: vesicle associated membrane protein 5
Exons: 3
Coding region: 307-657 (116 amino acids)
Biological process (GO): Golgi to plasma membrane protein transport
Cellular component (GO): plasma membrane
Source: RefSeq, a predicted model, not a curated record
UUUACUUCCUGCUGUCAUGGGCAGGAAGGAGCAUGUCACCAGAUGGGGCUCCCAGCUCUUCUGCAGCCUCUGAGCUUGACUGCCUGCCCCACGCACUGCAUGUGUCAAGGUGGGGUGGGGCUUUCCACCUCCCAUCCCAGAGGACUGGCAGAGGGGAAGGGGGCACUGUCCGGUACCCAGGGACAGGACCUUCUGCCGGGCUGUCUUUCUCCCUCUUUCCCAGAAAGAUUCCUUUCCCAAAAGCUGCUGGAGGUGCCCUUUCUCCUUCCUUGCUUUUCCUGACCCACACGACGGUGUCCCGCAGGCAUGGCGGCCAUCUCCGCAGGGCAGGGGGAAAAUAGGUUGAAGCAAUGCCAGGAGGCAGCAGAAGAGGUGACCGAGAUCAUGUUAGAAAACUACACAAAGGUGCUGGAGCGCGAUGGAAAACUUCAGGACCUGGAUGAAAGGGCAGACCAGCUGCGGGACCAGAGCUCGGCGUUCUGCAAGACAUCAAAAGCCGUGGCUGAGAAGAAGCGCUGUGAGAACGUGAAAUACAAGCUCAUCCUGGGAGCUGUCGUCGUGGGGAUUGUCCUCCUGCUGGCCAUCAUCCUUUCCCUCACCCUUCCUGGAUCCGGGAAGCAGGAAGCCCCAGCCAAGUCCAGCGCUGGGGGAGACUGAGUGCCUCCCCCCCGGCUCCUCGUGUGUGCACUGCAGAUGCCAUUUGGGCCUGGGCAAUCUGCACUUCUAGAGCACUAAGGAAGCAAGCCAAGGGGGCAACGAUGCUCCAGCAUCCAGAAGUAUGCUUGGAUUGUGUAGCUGAUUGUUACAGGCACUAGUUCUGGGAAUUUUGAAAUGUGAAAAUUGGUACUUCCCACAGAGGUACCAGCUUUACAACUGUAGCCCUUUAGCACUAGCAAAACUAAUUUAGGCUGCAUUUUUAUGCUCAUUUACCUGCAACUAAGCCCUCUGAACGCAAUGCAUGUUACUUUUGAAUAGAUAAGGCAAGGAUUGUACGAUUAGAUAAACAACUGCAUUGUAUUCCA